AUGCUAGGUAUCCUAGAUCUUCUAAACUCUGAGGACGCUUCCGAGGCCACCAUGAGUCAGCCUCCUCCUCCCUCAGAGUCUCACGAAUCAAGCAUGCCAGGACUGGAAGAGCUGAGCAAGUCCGGCUCCAAGUCGCCUUCCACGUCUGAUUCCAUCUCCACCAAGUCAUUUAGGGUGUCCAAACUGCUACCUCGGUCCAAAGUUCACCCAUCCCUCCUAAAGUCAAGAAAACUAGUAGACAUUGCGCUAAGGCACAAGUCUGGCUCCAAGCGCCAAGCUGGCGGCAACUUUACGCCAGAACUGGGCUCUUCCAAGCUCCAUUUGAAGCUGUUGGAGGCUGGCCUCCGUGUACGGCUCAUCUUGUGCCCUGCCAUCUACGAGUUGUUUAGGCAGCUUACUCCUCAUACCGCUGGACGAAACACAAUUGUCCACGUUGCAUUCGAUAAUGAAAAGCAGCUUCUCGCUGGUAAAGAUAUAUCGCCAGAGCUUAAAGAAGAUAGGCUCGGCCGUGGCCGCAAACAGACGUCCAACGGCUCUCUGCAUGGCUUCAGGGCUGCUCAUGGCUUUGCCAGUGGUUACAACGGUCUGUACCAGAACGGUAGUAGCGACUGGGGUUCCGACCAGCGCUCUGACCUGAUGUCUUCAAACGGUCUGGGUUUCUCCAUGGCCGACCUUAACGGUAAUGGUUCCGCCAGAAACGGCAAUAUCGAUACCAGUGUACCGCCAGACGACUUGGACGGCAAGAAUAGUGAGUCCAACGGUCUGGAUGGCGGUGACAGUUCUAGUGAUUCGUCCAGUAGCGGCUACGACGGCUACCACGACUAUUCCAACCCCUCAGACUAUUCUCAUUUACUCGGAAAGCAUCUGGUUGGCCCCAGAAAGGCCAUCCUGAAGCGUGUACGUCUCAUUGACAACAACUUGGUCAAUUUGGCUGGUGUGUCUAGCAAAGUGCUUAAAUCUUUCCAGGUCGACAAGGAACACAGAGCUCCUUCUGCUCCAUUAAGCGACGGAGUCGAGAGCGACGACUCAAGACCUGGCAUGGUUACCACGUUUAACUUGCUCGACACAGCUGUCAUGUCACUCUUUGGCACUCGCACAUACUCUCUUGUGAGAGUAACUCGUUCUUCUUCCAAUACCAGUGACGGAUCUGUCUUACUUAAGCUUGAGUGUGCCAAACCUGGCGACACAAGACUUGUGGACGACAGAGAGUUCAUGGAAGACAUGGUUGCUUCUCUUGGACGCGAGGGCCAGACGCCGAACAACCUUUUCAUCAAGAAGGUGGUUGCUCGUCCUCGUUACAAGAGUGACAUGAAGAUUUACAUUGUUCCCACGGACAAGAAGGUUCUGUUGUACGUUGAUAGAAGGGUGUUUGAAUGUGAUCUCAUCAACGGCGUUAUAGAGAUGGAUUGCCCCACCGACAGGUAUAUCUACACCACAUUCCCUGUCGACGACAUCAUUCUGGACGUACGCAACAUGCUCAACCGAAGCAACGAUCUCUCUGACCCAGAGAGCUCUGACCUGGUGCCUAACCACAUGACAGACACGAGCUUGAGCACCAGCAACCUUCACAAGUGGAACAUUCCAAUGAACGAUAUGGAGCUGUCGGUGCUGUCACCAAGCUCUUCGUCACUUCCUUCGUUGAUGUCCAACACUAACCUGUCAGGCUCCAGCGGCUCUGUUAGUCUGGGAAGUGACCCAAGCCUGGAUUCCACGCCCAAUGCAUCCGAUCGUGCCAAACUUACGUUGCUGAGCAUCCCCAAUGCCAAGAUGGAGCUGAUAGAAGAGCCGGUGGAUCUCAAGUUUGACACGUCGUAUGUUGCCUAA
This is a messenger RNA of Candidozyma haemuli, 1824 nucleotides long. RefSeq lists its product as uncharacterized. Lineage: Eukaryota; Fungi; Ascomycota; Pichiomycetes; Serinales; Metschnikowiaceae. The transcript has a single exon. The record is from RefSeq and is a predicted model, not a curated record. Bases 1 to 1824 code for a protein of 607 amino acids.